Equus caballus (horse) is the source of this 5438-nucleotide messenger RNA. RefSeq names its product protein associated with LIN7 2, MAGUK p55 family member (gene PALS2). NCBI's taxonomy places the organism in Eukaryota, Metazoa, Chordata, Mammalia, Perissodactyla, Equidae. Gene Ontology annotation, cellular component: cell-cell junction; plasma membrane. Gene Ontology annotation, molecular function: protein binding. The record is from RefSeq and is a predicted model, not a curated record.
UGAUGUCAUAAUAAUGAGAGCUAGAACCUGCAGUAGGAGGAGUAGGCUUGAUUAGGGCGAGUGAGCAGUUUUGAAGAUGAUAAAGUAAAGGCACCAUCUUUGGGACUCCCAGGGGAAGUACGUUAAGAAGGCAGUUGGAGAAAGUUAUGCAACAGGUAAAAGGAUCUGUGAUGAAGAGGCCCUUCAGCUUUCCCUUCCAGAAGAAGAUUGUUGGCUCUAGGAGCCACUUCAACCAUCCAUGCUUUGCUGCAAUUGGAAUUUUUCAGGAGACCUCUUGAAGACAUGAAUUGGCUUCUUUGGCAUACUGCAGCAAUGCAGCAAGUGUUGGAUAACCUUACGGAGCUACCCUCAUCGACGGGAGCAGAAGAAAUAGACCUCAUUUUCCUCAAGGGGAUUAUGGAGAAUCCUAUUGUAAAAUCACUUGCUAAGGCUCAUGAGAGGCUGGAAGAUUCAAAACUAGAAGCUGUCAGUGACAAUAACUUGGAAUUAGUCAAUGAAAUUCUUGAAGAUAUCACUCCUCUAAUAAAUGUGGAUGAAAAUGUGGCAGAACUGGUUGGUAUACUCAAAGAGCCCCACUUCCAGUCACUUUUGGAGGCCCAUGAUAUUGUGGCAUCAAAGUGUUACGAUUCACCUCCAUCAAGCCCAGAAAUGAAUAAUUCUUCUAUCAAUAAUCAGUUAUUACCAGUUGAUGCUAUUCGUAUUCUUGGUAUUCACAAAAGAGCUGGGGAACCAUUGGGUGUAACAUUUAGGGUUGAAAAUAAUGAUCUGGUAAUCGCCCGAAUCCUUCAUGGAGGAAUGAUAGAUCGACAAGGUCUGCUUCAUGUGGGAGAUAUCAUUAAAGAAGUCAAUGGCCAUGAGGUUGGAAACAAUCCAAAGGAAUUACAAGAAUUACUGAAAAAUAUUAGUGGCAGCGUCACUCUAAAAAUUUUACCAAGCUAUAGAGAUACCAUUACUCCUCAACAGAGUUGCAUCAGUAUGGAGAGGCAUCCAGCACACGCCCGUCAGGUAUUUGUGAAAUGUCAUUUUGAUUAUAAUCCCUACAAUGAUAACCUGAUACCCUGCAAAGAAGCAGGACUGAAAUUUUCAAAAGGAGAAAUUCUUCAGAUUGUAAACAGAGAAGAUCCAAACUGGUGGCAGGCUAGCCAUGUAAAAGAGGGAGGAAGCGCUGGUCUCAUUCCAAGCCAGUUCCUGGAAGAGAAGAGAAAGGCAUUUGUUAGAAGAGACUGGGACAAUUCAGGACCUUUUUGUGGAACCAUAAGUAGCAAAAAAAAGAAAAAGAUGAUGUAUCUCACAACCAGAAAUGCAGAAUUUGAUCGUCAUGAAAUCCAGAUAUAUGAGGAGGUAGCCAAAAUGCCUCCCUUCCAGAGAAAGACGUUAGUGUUGAUAGGAGCUCAAGGUGUGGGACGAAGAAGCUUGAAAAACAGGUUCAUAGUGUUGAAUCCCACUAGAUUUGGAACUACAGUGCCAUUUACUUCACGGAAACCAAGGGAAGAUGAAAAAGAUGGCCAAGCAUAUAAAUUUGUGUCACGAUCUGAGAUGGAAGCAGAUAUUAAAGCUGGAAAAUAUUUGGAACAUGGGGAAUAUGAAGGAAAUCUCUAUGGCACCAAGAUUGAUUCUAUCCUUGAAGUUGUCCAAACUGGACGAACUUGCAUUUUGGAUGUCAACCCACAAGCCCUGAAAGUGCUGAGGACAUCUGAGUUCAUGCCCUAUGUUGUAUUUAUUGCUGCUCCAGAACUAGAGACAUUACGUGCCAUGCACAAGGCUGUGGUGGAUGCUGGUAUCACUACCAAGCUUUUGACGGACUCGGACUUGAAGAAAACAGUGGACGAAAGUGCACGGAUUCAGAGAGCAUACAACCACUAUUUUGAUUUGAUCAUCGUAAACGACAACCUAGACAAGGCCUUUGAGAAACUACAAACUGCCACAGAGAAACUGCGAACGGAGCCACAGUGGGUUCCCAUCAGCUGGGUUUACUGAUGAUUCGAUAAGGUUCACAAUUCAAAUAAAACUUUUAAAAAGUGACUGCAACAAAUAAACCUUCUACUAAGAAAAUACGUGCACAGACAGAAGAUAUUUGCCGAACCCAGGCAUUUUUAUUGUGUAGAUUGAAAUACCAGUACACUAUUCUGAAUUUUUAUAUAAAGUGUGGUUGGGAAGGUGUACUAAAAUAUAAUUUAUCUUAAUUUUUCUAACUUUUUAUGAACAAUCUUUCUAUUCAUAUCACAUAAAGAAAUGCGUUGAAGCAUUUUGUAUAUGUUUUGAUUUAGUACCCUUGCCUUUUUCAUCAAAGGAAUUUUCAAAUCACUCACUCUAACAUUGGUCUCACAUUUUCACUGUGAUAAUGAAUACUUGAAAUCGUUUUGUAAAGCUGUCGUUCAGUUCAGUAUUUCACUAGUGAAGGGUCAGCUACUCUUAUUAGGAGGAAAUAGUAGAUAUUGGCCUUCUUUCCCGAUAUGGUUCGUUACAGAAGCAGAACUUGAAUGUCAGUGCUAUAGCCAAUCUACUACCAUCCCAAUCUCACAUCAGAGUCUGCUCAGUGCUGCAUGGUCUGUUAUUUCAGAGAUGUGUGGCUAUCAUUCUAAUUUAUACAGAUAGAUUGGUGGUUUCCCUUUGUUUCUAUCUUUAGUGGGAAAAGGAAGAGCAAUACUUUGCACUCUCGUUCGCCAUAGUGACAGCUGAUGCUGAGUGAACGUGCACAGCAGGCAGGGCCACGCAGGCUGCGAGAGUGCCUUAUCCUGUACGACGGCACAGCAGAAUGACACUCAAAGUCGACUUAUUUUCACCUGUGAAAGUUUAAGUGACAAAAAUGAACCUACUGUUUUUUACAUUUUUCUAUUAGGAUAUGGUCAGCAAAUAUAUCAUGCCUCUGCAGAUUUCUGCAACACUUAAAAAAAUGCUUCUAAGUUUGCAAUUGGGGGUUUUGUGAACAAUCAGUGUGCUUUUUGAAGUGUGAUGUGAUCAUGAGGGUGUAUGUUUGAAUUGUUGUGUUGAGAACCAAAUCCGGUGAACGAUUUAAGAAAUUGGGAAAUAAUUGUCAGCUGUUUUAUCUAUAUAUAAUAUAUACAUUAUAUAAUAUGUACAGUGUAUGUAUUAUAUAAUAUAUAUUAAAUAAUGUUUUAUAUUUUUUUUACAUUUCUGUUAGGAAGUGCACUUUUUAUUUAAUGAUUAGGAAACCAGUUCUCCUCCUUUAGAUGUAUUAACAUGUACAAAUUUCCAAAAUUCAUCUCAGUUGAUACCUUCCUUUAGGAUUCGUGGAUGGUAUAAGUUCUUCCUAAAACGUAUUCAGAGAUGCAGCUCUGAAUUAACUAAAUUAGCCAUAUUUUGCUGCUAGCUUUUCACAUAAACAGUAUUCACACUUAAAGGGUUAGGUGCUUAACUAUCGUCGUCAUUCUUGUCUGGUGGUGGGCAGCAGACACUUGGCUGCUGCAUUUGUUUUCCCCUCACCGAUGCUGUCUCUUGGAAGCCAGCCUGGAGGACUUGGAGGGAGGAGGAAAUACGUGGCCAUAAGCAGCACGCACACAGUGUCUUAAGUCUUUUGCUCAGUGAAACAAAACACCCGAGUUGCUGAAUUGUUAAGAUUGGAAAUCUAUAGGUAUUUUUUUUAUUACAGAAUUUCAUAUCCAGAACACAAAUUCAUGUUCUUUGUAGGAAAUUGGUGGCAAAAUAGAUCAUACUCUCUUAAUAACUUUGGUAACUUUUAAACCCCAUAUAUUUCCAUGAAAUUCUUGGCUUCUCAAAGCAAUGUGAAUCAAAGCACAGUGUCAAGGUGAUGUCUUGUGACUCAGUGUUUCAACACACUGUAAAUUUUAAGAGCAAUCUUAUUUCCACAGUCUCAGAAGUGUGCUGUCCCCACAGUGUGCCUUCAUGCUGCUGCGUGGAGCCUCUGUGACCGGCUUUAGGAUCAUUACAGCAGCACAAGAUGUACUUCACCCAUCAGGACACAAGAGAGGCGAUUUUUACAUCAUACAUAUUUUCAGCCUUAUGUGGUAUAAAUGCAUAUUAUUUAGAAAAUAGUUACACUUAAAGGAAUUAUUUCUAUUAUAAAUGGUAUUCAUGACUAAGUACUUAAUACACACUAAAUCCCUCCUAAUAUAAAAUGAAACAAUGCACUUUAGUUCAUUUCAGUCUAGAUGCCAGAACUGAAGAGAAUAAAUUCAGAAAAGUUCAUUGCAUCUCAAUACAGUAGUCAUUGAACUUGAAACUCAAGUCCCAUCUGAGUCUGCAGGAACCAGCAGAGCUCUGCUGGGGCAAGCCCAGGAUUCUCCCAAGGCAAUGAGAGUGUGGUUGUGAUGAAGGAAGUGCGAGCUUCCCUUGUGGGAAAGGUCUAAGACAAUUAGCUUUACCAAAGAGGAAAUGGUUGACAGUGAUGUUGAGUAAUUGGUAAUAGUUAAAAUACAAAUGCACGUGCGUAUGCUUUUGGGGGACGCGAUGUGCCAAUACAUUAAAGCAUCUGAGGGUUCUUGUGGACAGGUGAGUAUCCACAUCCAGCAUUCAGGGCAUGACUGUUUAGAUAACAGCUAAAUAUUAUGUAUGUGUUUUUCGUUUUCAAAUGUACAAAUACCCAUAGAGUUGUUGUCCUGCAUAAGUCACUUAACUGUAACUAGUGAAAUGUAUGUGAUGCACUACAAGUAGAAUCUCACUCUUAUUACGGCCAGGCCUUGGUUAUGUGGUCUCAACUCCUGUCUGAUAUUUGGAUAGUAUCAAAUAUCCAAUACAUCAGGACUUUGUUUACUUUUGCCAACUCUAACCAUACAAUUGCUGAACAUAGCCUUCAAAAAUAGAAAUCGUACCAUAAACCCAGUAUGACUACAGCAAUAGUAGCCUGAACCCUAGAAUCUAGUGAACUUAGUUAUAAUAGCUUAUAAGGACAAGUUUUCUUUAAAAGAGCAAAUUGGUAUUAAUAGAAAUUUAGAAAAUAAUGCAAAUUAGCAAUAAAGUACAAUAGUAUAGCAUUAUAGAUUAUGGCCAGAUACUAACUGCUUUGCCCAUAAUAUCCCAAUGACAAUAAAAGAUGAUCUUUGCUUUAAAAGUUCAUUAAAUUAGUAUUUAUUUUUACGUAUAACAGCAGGUGCCAUGAUCCAGUGAUUGGGGUUGAUUUUCAAGAUGGAUAGCCAUAGAGUUAAGGUACAAUUACUCAGAGUUGGUAAACAUUGAACAUAAAAGUUUUGAAAAUUGGUUAAAAUAGUGAUCUAUUUAACAUUGUACUUUUACGACUUCUGGAAAUCACAGGCUAGAGAGCCAAUAAUUUUGUAGUAAUGAAUCUUUAUACUAAAUAUGGAAAAAACAAUCCUGAAGUUUUAUGUAUAUAGAUAGUAGGUCCCAUUUUUUAAAUGUUUGAGUCAUCAUAUAUAAUAUAUAUAUACAGCUAUGUGUAUAAUAUGUAAAAUUCUUCCAAAAUACAUAAAUAAUAAAACUGCAUAUGUUCUCCCAUGUAAUUA